AGUUGCUCUGGUUAGAGGAGAUGAGCAAAUUGAAAAUCCGCUACGUAGCUUGUUUGCGUAUUUAAAAAAAACAGAUAAAAGCCUCAAAUGACUCAUAACUCCACCCAUUAAGCUUAAGGAAUGAAAGAGGAAGUAUUUUAGUCAUUCUUUUACAGUGAGGCGUGAGAGCGAGACAAAAUGGCGUCACGCUACAGCCGGAACCUUUCUCAAAUCCUCUGGCUCUGGCUGCUGGUUCUAGUUAGGACUGUAGGGUUGGCCUCCGUAUCAGCUACUGCGAUUCCAGUCAGUGGGGAGAUUGGCGGAAACGUGACCUUUCCCUGCCCUGUCGACAAAGGGAGGACAGUUACCUUUUUCUACGUCCAACGGAAGGACGUGUUCGUGAACGGCUUCUACGCGAACGCAAACAUCAGGGUCGGAACGUGGGCGAACACCGUGGUGGACCGCAGCGACACCGCCGUGCGCAUGUACGGCCUGAACGUCUCACACAUGGGGCCCUACGAGUGCUACAUCCAGUACAGCGGCGACAGCUCGCCUGCUAUAACUGACAUCUGGCUCACUGUCACAGGUACGAUUAGAACGCUAACUAAACACAACGCAGGCGUUCUGGUGUCCACAUCUGUCCUCUGUCUUGCAGCCCGCUACAGUAAACCCGCCGUCGCUCAAGUCUGCGUGGAGGAAAACCACGGGCGUGUUUGCGCGGUGACGUGCGCCUCGCGCGGCGGCUACCCGCCGGCCGCCAUGCGAUUCGAGGUGAGCGGCAAAGUGAGCAGCCAGAUGUGGAGAGUGGUGGAGAGCAGCGGCCCGUCCCCAGCCCCCGACACCGAGACGCACAACAGCUCCGGAGCCACGAGCUUCAACUGCUCCCACGGGAAGGUGGAGAACGUCAGGUGCUCGGUGGGGGAAGCCACGUCGGAGCCGUUCACAGUGUGUGAACCCCAAACUCCUCUUCCUCCCACGAUUACGACUCUAGCCAUAAUAGCAGCAGCUGUCCUUUUGGUGGUGGCUGUCAUGGGUGUUGUGUGUUUGCUGUUGUGGCGACGACACUAUACACACAAGAACAGACCUUCAGCGGAGACAGCGGAGUGCACAGCCAACGGCCACGCGGGGGACGUGUUGCUCAACGGCGUCACAGAAGCAAAUGCGCCCUGAGCGCUGCGGCGGAUCUUCAAACCAACGUGUCCUGGUGACAAUGCAUUACAUCAGUGGAAGGGGCCACGAGCCAGAGAGCAGCAGUGAACAUUACAGUGCAUGGGCGUCAGUGACUCACUACAGACCGCGAGCGCUCAACAUUUCAGUUAUACUCGUACGCGUAUGAGGAAAUGGUCACCAUUGGUAUCACACUGCUGGUGAAGUACAGUGCGUCAUCAGACGCCGGACUACUUCUCGAAAAAAAGGACUUUUCUAAUGGUUGGUGGUGAGAUUGAAUACUGGAAACGGGUUCGUGAGGGAAACACCUGGCAGCACUGUGACGAGCGAAAGCAGCAGCCGGUGCUAUUUAAACUGGAUUUCACUGUUACACUGCCCUCUCUGGGAAGAACUGCUGCAAGUGUCACUAUUUUUACAACACUCCAGUUCACUUUAGUUUUCUGAAUGUACGUUCUAGUAUUAUAUUUUUUUUAAAUUAGCAUAGCAAUCUUUUUAAUUUAACGCAAAGACUUUUAUAAAGGCUAUGUUAGCCAUGUAUUUCAGGUUAGAAUAAUAUCCAUGAGUUCCCUAAUUUGUGUCCAGGGUUUUACUCAUCCAUUAUGAAUAAUAUGUAGCAAGCAUUGAAGCCUUCGGUCUGUUUGCACAUGUUUGCGCUCAAGAACUGUUCGAUCAAUAAGAUUUUCCGAUAAUGUGCAAUAUUGAAUACAAAACCUGACAGAGGUUUAUUUAAAUGAGCAUUUACAAACCUCAUCAAUAUUUUUGACUCUUUUGAAACCUAUUUUUUGGGUGAUUGUUCUCAUUAGAAUUUUGUUAUAUUUAUGGAAUUUUCUUUAAAGUUUGCUUGUAUUUUACAGUUUGUCAAUCCUUAUGUAUUAUAUCUCAUAGGGCAGCUUUUACUCUCCAGAUAUCUAUAAAACUGUUCUCCAGCUGCUUUAACUUUGCCAUCUUUGUUUGCACGUCCACUGUCCACGUUUGUGUUGUUGGCACCGACAUCAACAAUCAUUGAAACUUGUGUGGUGCAUUUUUAUUGUGUUGUCGUCACAAAUACUCUUUGAGAAAAUCCGAAUAAACCUCUGACUGUGA
This is a messenger RNA of Betta splendens (Siamese fighting fish), 2229 nucleotides long. RefSeq lists its product as uncharacterized. The record is from RefSeq and is a predicted model, not a curated record. Lineage: Eukaryota; Metazoa; Chordata; Actinopteri; Anabantiformes; Osphronemidae.